Molecule: messenger RNA, 5391 nt
Organism: Ostrea edulis (European flat oyster)
Lineage: Eukaryota; Metazoa; Mollusca; Bivalvia; Ostreida; Ostreidae
Product: limbic system-associated membrane protein-like
Exons: 9
Coding region: 145-1371 (408 amino acids)
Cellular component (GO): neuron projection
Source: RefSeq, a predicted model, not a curated record
AAAACAGUGGCGGAUUUGUAAGACACGUGUUCUUACAUGAAAUAAACUUUUUCGGUUUUGGCAUUACACAGUUGCUGUAAAAUUAUUUCCAGGAGUUGAUAAAACCCACGACUGCUUAAUCUAGCUUGACAGUACGCCAAAGUAAUGCUGUUAAAGAACGUAUGUGUCAUACCUUUUCUAUUAGUAGCAUUGUCGCUUGUCAAAUAUGGUACUUCGAAUGAUUUGCUGAGAGAGUUUGAUUCAUCUCCCGAAAACGUCAGUGCAAUAGCGGGGAAAACAGCAAUUCUGACUUGUACAGUUGACCUUACAGAUGCAGAUCCAAAACGAGAGAUCACAUGGAUGAGUCCAAAGAAGACUUUGAUAGCCAUCGGUGACAGGCGCAUUAUUGACGAUCCGCGAAUGUCAAUCGAACGCCCUCGUAUACCAGACUGGAACCUUCACAUACGUCAUCUAGAGUUUUUUGACAGAGGGAUGUACAUCUGCUCGCUUAAUACCAAACCUAUGAGCAUCAAAAAUGUAUAUCUGGAAGUUUAUGUGAACCCAUAUAUCCAUGGCAAGACACUGCAUACUAUUCAGUCUUUAAAAGAAGGGGCAACGGCAAAUCUAACCUGCAAUGCAACUGGCUACCCUGAACCAACGAUUACCUGGUAUCGGACGUCUGCUUCAAAGAAAGAAGCAAUAAGUCGUCAAGGGUCCUACUUAAUGAUACACAACAUUUCUCGCUACUGUAGUGGAACGUACGAAUGCGAAGUAUUCAAUGGAAUAGGACCAGCAGUUUCCAAAUCAUUCUCUAUCAACGUACACUUCAAACCCGAAGUUCAGGUACUUAAUAAAAAGCAAAAACAAGACUUAGGAAAAGACACUAUUCUUCAGUGCGAAAUAUCAGCAUCACCUCAAGCGAUAGUUAAUUGGAGAAAAGGGCAUGAUGUUUUUACUGCAAACAACUAUCACAGAAUAACGUCAGAGAUUUAUGAAAAGGACAUUCAUACAACAGUUCUUCAUUUACGAAUACAGAAUUUAACUUGGAGUGAUUUUGGAGAAUACAUAUGCGAAGCAAGUAAUGUACUUGGAAAAGAUCUAGAAAGCAUGCAACUCUUACCUAUAAAUGGUAUUCCGAUUUCAUCAAAGUCGACAAGUAAGAAGAAUGAUCCAAAGCCAAUUAUUUUCAACUUCAGCUCAAGUUCAACAGGGCAUCAAAAAUUGACAUUAUCUCCGGAAAAAGAACUUGUAGUAAAAAUGGCAAAUUCAAAAGAAUUAGGAACAAUACAUGAUGCUGCAGUAGGUUCAUCAGCAGUAAAAUAUCCAUUCCACAAACUUCAGUAUACAGCUCUAUUUGUGACAAUGUUGUUCAAACAAAUGGUUAUGGUGUAGCUAGGAAACAGAACAUUACUGGCGGAUUCCCUGUACACAGUCAAAAUCAAACAAGGGAAUUGUGUUAUAACAGAGUGGUUCACGGAUAACACUUCACUUCACUAUUUAUUUAAUUGAUUAUAGGAGAGAUUCUAUGGCGUUUAAUGAACGUUGUUUUGCAUAACAAAGUGCAUCAUUGACGAAAAUUGAACUUAAUCUCGCUUUUAUGUAAACGGCGAGAAUAUUGAUUUCUUAUGAAAUUACAUCGAUCGGUAGGGGGAUAGUAGUUACCAAUAAUUCAGUAUGGGAUCAUUCCAGUAUUACCGGCGAAGCACGUCGUCUCCAACACUAGUUUUUCACUGGUUUUUAAUCUAACCAGUCACAAAAUUUGAAAUCUAAGGAGACUUGAUACAAACAAAGAAAUGGAUACAUGGGUUGAUGUAUAUUUUUUAUUAGUGUGGUUGUAAUAAGCACACACCCACACACACCUAUCACACACGUAUAUAUCUUGGCUUAGUGUGGUUGUAAUAAGCACACACCCAUACACACCUAUAUAUUUUGGCUUAGUGUGGUUGUAAUAAGCACAUACCCACACACACCUAUCACACACCCACACACACCUAUCACACACCCACACACACCUAUCACACACCCACACACACCUAUAUAUAUUGGCUUAGUGUGGUUGUAAUAAGCACACACCUAUCACACACCCACACACAAUUAUCACACACCCACACACACCUAUCACACACCCACACACACCUAUAUAUUUGGCUUAGUGUGGCUGUAAUAAGCACACACCCACACACACCUAUAUAUCUUGGCUUAGUUCGGUUGUAAUAAGCACAAACAUAAAAUUCCUAUAAAAAAAAUAAGGGACUUGCAAAUUUUUUAUGGCGUUCAAAAUUUAGCAUAAGGUUGAUCGAUCCUCAUGUGAUGUCAUAAGUUUUUGCAAAAAUCUUUAUCAAAUUAAACUUUGUGCAUGAUAGAAAUAUAUAUUUCAAAGGAAUCUUAUUCACUGAAUAGAAUAAGAAAAAAUUGGUAAACUAUUGAUACUGAAAAAGUUUAUAUUUUCCAUAGAUAAUCAAUUAUUUAUGAUUUUAAAAAAAUUGUCAAGGGCAAUAACUCCUAUGCUGGUAUUUCUUCCAUUGCAUAUCUAUUAUACAGGAUUUUCCCAAUAUCCACAAUUAAUUUAUACAUAUUUAGGAAUUAGUAGCUUUUUUUUUUUAAACUUUUGGUAUUUAAAUUUUGUCAUUUCAACAAGUUUUUAUUUAUUUUAAUUAUUCCGUAAAACAAAAAUGUGUUAUUUUCUGAUGUUAACAUAUACUUCUGUUUUUUAUAUCUGAUAUCUUUAAAAAUGUGGCAACAUACACAUUUUCUGUGGUUAUUAAUUAAAUCUAACUAUAUUGAGUUGAAAUUGAUACAUUUUUUCCACUUUCAACCAUUAAUAUUGAUAAGUCACAUGAGGAUCGAUCCACCUUAAACUUUAUUUCAUUUGAAUAAGUCAACAUAUACAUGUAUAUACACAGUAAGUAGCAUGCACACAGGAUUUGGAGCAAUUUAUAUUGAUCCGUUUCGUUAUUCCUUAUUCAAAAUUUAUCAUCCCUUUGUAUAUAACCCCAAAUAAAUCAUCCCACGGUUUUGCACUUAAUUGAGAAUGAAUUACAUUCCAUUCGAUAAAUUGUAUUCAAUAUAAAACACUUUGAUUUACAUCAUUUUUGUACCAAGCGUCAUUACCAACUUGUCAAAUUUCUAAACUUAUGCGUGUUUGAUUAUUGGCUAACUGACCAUCGGUGAAGUCCUUAAAUUAGUGGUCAGUAUCUUAUAGUUUACAAAUGUCCGUCUGUCAACACCCACGAGGAAGUUGGAGACAUAUCCGUUGAUGAUAUAUUUCGUGAAGAUACUGUCGCAGGAUGUCCUUAUGAUUAUGGACGUGAAAAAGAAGGCUGACAAAAGAGGUUUGGAUUUAAUCAAAAGAGUUCUAGAGUCGUAGCCAUUGUAGAGCGUUAUUAUCUCUAGACAAAAAAAAUUUUUACUUUGAAGUUGAGUAACUCUCCUAAACGUCUCGCAAGAGUUAUUGCUCUUUAUAUGAUUCUUAAUUAGGGUAAGGUAAUAAUUGUCCCUGACACCGGCAAUAUAUAUAUAUAUAUAUAUAUAUAUAUAUAUAUAUAUAUAUGGUAAUUAAAAAUAAAAGGCAACACGAAAGUAAAACGUUAGCACUUUCAUUAAUAUGUUCUAACGUUUUACAAAAUGACAAUUGAAUUUUACUUGUAACACACAAUUUGAUUGGUUGGGCACGCUGAACACAUUUCGUUUAUAUUGUAUAAAUGUUACUUGGUAUGGAAUCAAUCGGAUCACGCGCUCGUCAUUUUCCGUAACCGGUAAUUUGCGGUUACGGAAAUAGCCGAGUAGUUACGAUUGGGUAUGGAAUCACACACCCUUGACAACCAGGACGGUGCUACUUUUCCUUUUCUAAUUUUACAUUGCACCAUAGAACACUGUUAUGUUGAUAGGUAUUCGAAUUGUCUGACACCCCCCUCCCCAAUUAUUUCUAAACAAAACGUGGUCUUUGUUUACAAAUAAAGUUACACAAAACCUUAACGGAAAAUGCAAAAAUGAACUUUGAAAUGUACAACGAUGUCCUAUGUGAAAUACGAAACGGUAUAUCAAGAAUUUGCAAAAUUGCUGUUUCAUUAUGUUUUUACUUGGGGUGGGGGAUUGCUUGAUCCGCCUAUCGAAGCAUAAAAUGCAUCAUGAAUGUCUACAAUGUAACAGAGAUUAAUAUGUGGAUCGCUAUCUGAAUUACUUUCAUAAUUUACUGUGUCGAAUUUAAUUCGCGACAAUGCUGCAUGCUAUGGUAAGUCAUUUUGUAGUUUAAAGCUUUUAAUAAAUCAAAAAUCGCAUUUUCUGGUGCAUGACGCGAUGUAUACAUGUAGCUUACAAAGUCUAGGCAUGAAACAUUCGCCCUUGGUAGGAACGACUUCAAAGUUGAUAUUGCACUGCGAAGUAAACAUCAAACCUACAUGUGUAAUAUGUAUAUACCUACGCAUAUCUUCUGUUAUCAAAAUUCGUUACAAACUCCUCCAUAGGUUUUCAAAUUUGAUAAAUAAAGUAUACAUGUUCCGAUAUGCGAAGGACCAAGAUGACUUCCUCCACGGUCGACUUUUGGUCGGUAUGUUCUUGCGUGGUUCAAUCAAUUUCUAUUUACUGUUUACGGAAUAAAAUGAAAACUGUUCGCAUCUUUUAGUGCUAAAAUUAUUUAUAUGAUAUAAAUUGCUUGGGGGCAGUUUACGCUUUUUAUUAAAAAAAAAAAAAGAAAGCAUACAAUGAAUUCACGUCAUAGUAACGUUGAGGGAAACAUUGCCGCGUAAAUUGUGGCAGUAAGCAAUACAAUUUCCUUUGCUUUUUUGAUGCCGUCGUUAAUUGGGUUUAAUGUAAACCAGGAAUCACCGACUCAAUGAAUUAAUUUUUUUUUUAAAUCUUAAAAAUGACCUACGCUACCCAUUAAACCUAUAGCAUACUUGAUUCUGAUAAAUUCGGCCGACUCGAACUAAGCCGGGUAUACCCGGCGACGCCUUUACAAUCAUGUGACCUGACUACAGUACAGAAAUGAAAAUGUUGACCUAUUGACAGUAUUAUAUAAGCAUUAUUUGGCAUAGAAAUAACCAACACUUUUACAAAUCAUCUUUAUUUCACCAGUGUACCUGGAUUAAAAACGUUAUGUCAUAGAAUAAUCCACUCUCGAUUCUACCGUCAGGGUCGUAAAUUACAUGGAGGCGGAGGAGGCAGCUGCCUCCUCCAACUUUUGAGCCAAAAAAAAUUAAAAUUUAAAGUUCAUUAGAAUUUAUGUUGUUUCCAAUAACUAAGAACAUGAUACCUCCCUUAAAAAGCAUUCCAAAUCUUUCUUUUAGAAUGAGUUAGUCAAGUAACAUCUUAGAAGGCCCUAAAAUCAAGGAUUUUGCACGAAACGUGUUCAGUGUGCACAAAAUGUGCUCAGCGUGUGGGGGCCUGGGCGGCCCCCAGACCCCCGCCUAAUUU